Molecule: messenger RNA, 1082 nt
Organism: Ipomoea triloba (trilobed morning glory)
Lineage: Eukaryota; Viridiplantae; Streptophyta; Magnoliopsida; Solanales; Convolvulaceae
Exons: 1
Coding region: 158-709 (183 amino acids)
Source: RefSeq, a predicted model, not a curated record
CAAUCCAAAACCCAUCAAUACAUUCAUCAAGGUAGACCUUCAGCCAUAAUCCAUUCCCCCGCCUGCAAAUCUGCAAUAAUAUAUCUCUCUCUACUCUCAUACCUCAAACCCUGCCUGCUCCUCGAUCUUCACCUUAAACAAAUAAAAAAAACACUGAAUGUCCAGUUUCAACCUAGGAAAGAAGCUUGUACCCGCUAAGAAAGCGUGGAAGAGCUUCAGUGCCACAUUCCAAUCAAAGCUCCAGAAGCUGAAGCUCCGAAAAGCCAUCAAACGAGCCAAGAAACGCUGCGUCUUGGCUUUCAACUACAUCCGCCCUCUUCUCUCCCGAAAGUUUUACUCUUUGAUGAUUAGACGACACAGUAGUAGUAGUUGUAGUUCCUCUAAACGCCCUCUGCAACGCCGCCACCACAACACGCUCAACUUUCCGGCCAUCUACGUGGACGAGCUUUUCCCUGAGCCUCUGAUCUCAGCUCCGCCGCCAAAGCGCCACGGCGAAGAACAACCAAAGGUGGGGCCCAGCACGGUUGGAGAGAGUAGCAGUAGCAAUGGCGGCGGCGGCGGUGGAUGGAGAGUUCCAUCUUUGCCGCCGCAUUUCAGAGGAGUGGAUGAGAGGGCCGAGGACUUCAUUUCUAAAUUUCGUCAAGAUAUGAAGCUUGAAAGAGAGCAAUCCAUUCUUGAUUUCCAGGAGAUGCUGGCAAGAGGGACUUAGAAAUUAAAAUAUUAAUCUUCUUUCAAAAAGUUUUUUUUGAUUUAAUUUCCUCAAGUUUUUACAGGAGAUGAGAGGUAAAACAAUUUAUAAAAUUAUCUUUUAAAAAUUUAUGACACGCAACAUUUUUCUAAUAAAGAAUAUGAUAUAAUGAUUUUUUUUCUUCAAUAUUGGUGAGGUGGUGGUUCAAAAGUUAAGUUGUGUAGGAAUUGGGGUUGUGUGGGAUUGAUAAAUUUGCAAUUUUUUUUUUUAAAUACAUUCUAUGCAUGUGUACAAAGAAAGAAGUUAUUCUUUCCUCCUGUAAUGGGUGAGUUGCGAAUUGAAUAUGUGUCAAUGAGUCCAUGACUUUAGUAUUGGGUUUUUAGCCUUUUUACUA